Molecule: messenger RNA, 1212 nt
Organism: Batrachochytrium dendrobatidis JAM81
Lineage: Eukaryota; Fungi; Chytridiomycota; Chytridiomycetes; Rhizophydiales
Exons: 4
Coding region: 4-1212 (402 amino acids)
Cellular component (GO): nucleus
Molecular function (GO): NAD+ binding; histone deacetylase activity, NAD-dependent
Source: RefSeq, a predicted model, not a curated record
GCCAUGUCUAGCAGUGAUUUUUUAGAUGCCAACGACGCUUUUGAGAAUGAUGAACAAAUACAAACAGUUCCCUUGUCCACUCAUUGUCCACUUGUAGCUCAGGUUGUGCCAGAUGGGUCCGCAAACCUUUUGUCCAGUCCUAAACCGAACUUGCCAGAAAGUAUUCCAACAACACCUGAAACCGACAAAUCUGCUUACCAUCAAACAUCCAACUUUACUCCACCGACUACCAAGAAAUCUCGACCUCCUCCAACAGAACGCAAGACUCUGACUCCACUCGAGGAAAAAAUCGCUAAUCCAAAAUUGUGUAUUCUCAAAGACAGCAGCAUAGAAAGUUUUGUUGAAUACCUGAAAGAGAAUGAGUGCAGCAAGGUGAUUGUCAUGACAGGCGCGGGAAUUUCUACUAGUGCCGGUAUACCUGAUUUUCGUACUCCAAACACUGGACUAUACGAUAAUCUGGCCAGUUAUAAACUCCCCUAUCCAGAAGCCAUAUUCGACAUUGCAUACUUUCGGCAAAAACCACAAGCGUUUUACACUUUGGCUCGUGAGCUUUUUCCAGGCAACUACAACCCAACUCCAACACACCACUUUAUCAAAAAAUUGGCAGAUAAUUGUAUGCUUCUUCGCAAUUACACUCAGAAUAUCGAUAUGCUAGAAAGGAUGGUUGGAGUGGACGAUGACUUUCUUGUUGAGGCUCAUGGAUCGUUUCAUCUUGCACGAUGCGUUGACAUUGAUGCAUGUGGAAAAACUUAUACUAUUCAAGAGUUUAAAUCUGCUUUGAUCAAUACACCUAUUCCUCGUUGUGAAUGCGGUGGGCUUAUUAAACCAGAUAUUGUAUUUUUUGGUGAGUCGCUUCCACGCAGGUUUUAUGAUCUUCUGGUUGAUGACUUUCAACGCUGCGACGCGCUCAUUGUGAUGGGCACUUCAUUGCAAGUUCAGCCGUUUGCUGGUUUGGUGAAUCAAGUGGGUCCACUUGUACCUAGAUUACUAGUGAACAAGGACAUGUGUGGAGAUUCAAGACAAAAGACACGUGGGUUUGAUUUUGUAGGCGAUGUCCAGAAAAUAAGGCGAGAUGCCAUAUUUCUUGGCUCGUGUGACAAUGGUGCACAACUCUUGACCAAACUGCUUGGAUUUAAUCUUGAUGAUACCAAUCAGGCAGAUGAAAAAAGCAUCGAUGCAUUGGCAGAUGCACUUGUGAGUGCAACCAUCUAA